Molecule: messenger RNA, 609 nt
Organism: Adineta ricciae
Lineage: Eukaryota; Metazoa; Rotifera; Eurotatoria; Adinetida; Adinetidae
Source: the annotation of a GenBank genome assembly
AUGAUACCUUUUCGAAUAUUUUCAUUGAGGAAUAUCCAUUCGUCAGAUCCCUUUCAAAAUUAUCUGAAGCCUGGCAAGGUUAUUCUAAGCGUACACUUUAGGAUUAAUCUAGCAUUUAAAUGCGAUUUACUUGAAUUCAAUGAAUGUGAAGAAGACGAAUAUCGAUGUGAUAAUGGAAUGUGUAUUCCUGAAGAUUUUUGGCUUGAUGGAGUUUUAGAUCCUUUUAAUAUUACGGAUGGCUAUAAAUAUCCGAUUGAAUCAGACUGUAUGGAUUGGACAGAUGAAAGAUAUGGAUUACAUACAGGAUAUUGGUGUCCGACAAAUCCACGAAAUAUAGAAUGUGAUGAGCAUAUGACACCAAUUCGUUAUUGGUCAUGUGGAGAUGGUCAGUUUAUCUCAUGGAGCGAUCGCAUGGUAUUGCAACAUGUCUUGCCUCCAUAUGAAACAAGUUAUAACGGAAGAAAUCUAUAUUAUUUUUGUGAAUUGCUCAAACUUCUCGAGCGUUAUCGGAUAAACGGACGACCGGACGGACGGACACACAGACCGAUUUUAGUAGUGUACUCACUUUUUGGGUAUACAAAAAACUAUAGAUAUAUUGCAUAUUCUUAG